This is a messenger RNA of Humulus lupulus (European hop), 1039 nucleotides long. RefSeq names its product HVA22-like protein e. The transcript is spliced from 5 exons. Lineage: Eukaryota; Viridiplantae; Streptophyta; Magnoliopsida; Rosales; Cannabaceae. Bases 157 to 567 code for a protein of 136 amino acids. The record is from RefSeq and is a predicted model, not a curated record.
UCAACCCUGUAAAAUAUCUUGCUCAAACUUCUACCGACAUAACACUUUAUAUAUCUUCACUACCCAUUCUACUCCUCUGUAUUACUUUUGUUUCUGUCUCAGUAACUCACUUAGAAGAACCCUUUCAGAAAAAGAAAAACUCACUAAGAAGAAGAUAUGGGGGAGGCAUUGUAUACCGUUGUUUCUCAAGUUCGUACAGUUGCUGGGCCUUUUUUGACAUUGCUUUAUCCCUUGUAUGCAUCUAUUGAAGCCAUGGAGAGCAUAACAAAACAUGAUAAUGAACAGUGGCUUGCUUAUUGGAUUAUAUACUCCUUCCUUGCCCUUAUUGAAAUCAUCAUCCAACCAGCUCUAGAGACGGUGUCUAUUUGGUAUGAUGUGAAGCUGGUGUUUGUGGGUUGGUUGGUUCUUCCCCAGUUCAAAGGGGCAGCUGUGAUGUAUCAGAAAUUUGUGAGAGAGCAAAUCAAGAAGUAUAAUAGCAAACAUGGUCAUACCGCAUUCAAGGGGAAGAACAAGUUUAUGGAUUUCAUGCACGACAAGAAAGAAGAGGCUCAGGAGUAUUAUGAUUAAAGAACCCAAAAAUGAAUGCAUAUAUAUAUGGAUUGGCUUCUUAAGAUCUUGUCUUUCAAAACUAUUCCAUCCACUACUGUUGUUUUUAAUUUUCAAUUUCGUUUUUAGAUCUCUUUAACGUAGCUUGUGGAACUUACUCGCCUUGUAAGGCUGUUGUGUCCCUUAAUCUCAGCUGGAUUCUUUUGAGUCAUCCACAUUAUAUGUAAAAAAGGGUACAAGUAAUAAUCUUAUUUUGUUGUAAAAUAUAUAUCUUAUGUAAAUGGGAGCUUGAUGUGUUCAGCUUCUAUAAUUUUAGUUUGAUCGUAUUCCGACAAAGGGUGUCUGUAUUUCUAUUUCCAAGUCUUGGAAGUUUAUAGACUAGGCAGAUUUCGAAACGAAGUCCAUUUGAAGGGGCUUCGUUGGAAAUGGUGUGGGCCUUUGACUACUUACUUGCUAUUAGCAUGUUAUGAAUUAAAAUCACAGAGUUCAAUCA